This is a messenger RNA of Clonostachys solani, 1407 nucleotides long. The record is from the annotation of a GenBank genome assembly. NCBI's taxonomy places the organism in Eukaryota, Fungi, Ascomycota, Sordariomycetes, Hypocreales, Bionectriaceae.
AUGGCUCUGUCAACAAAGAGCCUGAUCCAAUGGGCUGAAUCCAUCCGGAGUAUGUUCAAAAUGGAGGAGUCCGCCGCCAAGGGGAACGAAUUGGCAAAAUCCAACGCAGACAAACCGGCAAAGCAAGCCUCCGAUUCUGAAGCUGAGAAUCCUGAGGAAGCGAAUGAGGCCACAGAAGAAGCUGAGAUGUCUCUGUCAGACAGAAUGGAACAAGACAAACAAAAAUUCCCAGGCGCGAAGGAGUGGGCGAAGGAAGAAGAGCGGCUGUUCGAGAUAUUCUACCUUCGUCAAGAUAUCCCGAUACUCCCGCCGCAUUGGAGUAUUGACCUACGUGGAUUUCCCCUGACCGACCAUAUUUUUCAGACCUCAAAAGACUACCCGCCCGUCAUCUACUCACACUCGGAAACCAUGUCAGGCCAAUUUGCUGGUAUGAACCCUUGCCUUCCUAAGGCUAUGCACCUGUUUUUCGACGUUACUGACCGCCGCGUAGCAACACAUGUCUUGUCGCAGUUGAUUGACCUGACGCUCUCCGUCAGGACGCUGAUUGAAUCAGAAAACCUACUCUCACCCACAACCCAGCGGACAGCCCGCCGAAGAGUGGCAAAGCUCCUCAAAGCAAGACUCGAUAAAACCCUUGGCUGGGCAGCACAAGAUGGUUCCUAUGAUAAGCUUAAGAUUAUCCCCAACAUUAUCGCCGAAGUCGUCGAGGCGCCUGAGGAGGAGGCGCGCGUGGUUGCCUACAUGACUGCCCGCAUAAGAGCGCUGGCCAUGCUACAGCGAGAGUAUCUACGAGUCGAUCGAGGUGAUGACUUCUGGACCUCGACUGAACCACGAUUAAUGAGACCAAAGAGGAAAACCAACAAGUCACCAACGGGUCGUAUCAGAGCGGGAAUGAAGAGAAGCCUUGAAUCAACACGGUCCACCCCCGAUCUGGUUGGUGAUGACACGACCACAAUGUCACCGGACUCUCCUGCAACAGUACUACACGAUGACAGUGAAUACCGGUCUCUAAAGCGACGGCAAAUCGCCAGCCCAUGCUCUAGUGACGAUGAGCUGACCGAGGUCGAUGGGUUUGGGGAUCUUUCCACCCCUUACAGGGUUGCACCCAAGUCCACAACUACACCGCCACGAACUCCCGCCAAUCUAGAAUUCCGCCGAAAGCCCCCAGUUGUAUAUGGCCUAUACAUUUUGGGCACCAACGUGUUCGUACUCACUCUGGACUCUUCAAAAGGAGACGCUGGCAUUGUCAGCUUCCAGGUUCACGUUGACUUUUUCGACAAAAACCAGAGCGUCUGGAACGCCCUGACCCUGGCCGUGCCCAUUUGUGCUGCACGGGAUGAGUUAAUGACACGCCUUGAAGAUUUCUCGCCGCUUCCCGCAGAGGAAGAAAUUGACCCAGAUGCUUAG